Vitis vinifera (wine grape) is the source of this 609-nucleotide messenger RNA. Its product is annotated as TMV resistance protein N-like. The record is from RefSeq and is a predicted model, not a curated record. The transcript has a single exon. Gene Ontology annotation, biological process: signal transduction. Bases 88 to 609 code for a protein of 173 amino acids. Lineage: Eukaryota; Viridiplantae; Streptophyta; Magnoliopsida; Vitales; Vitaceae.
UCCAUCUAUUAAACAUCUACUUCUGCUUCCAAAUUGCCUGCUGCUUCUUUUUCCUCUUCUUCUUCUUUAACGGCUGCUACUUCUUCAAUGGAUGGUUUUUCUUCUUGUUCUUCUUCAAUGGCUGCAAAGACUGCUGCUGCUGCUUCUUCUUCUGAUUGGAAGUAUGCUGUAUUUCUCAGUUUUAGGGGAGAGGACACUCGCAAUAAUUUUACCAGCCAUCUCUACAAGGCAUUGGACCAAAAGGGAAUCGAAACCUUCAUGGAUGACAAGAAGCUUAGAACAGGUGAAGAGAUAUCUCCCAUACUUGUUGGAGCAAUCCAAAGAUCAAGGUGCUCCAUCAUUGUUCUGUCAGAAAAUUAUGCAUCCUCCAAGUGGUGUCUAGAAGAACUUGUGGAGAUACUAGAGUGCAAAAGAACUAAAAACCAGAGGGUGGUGCCCAUUUUCUAUAACGUGGAUCCAUCACAUGUUCGGAACCAGACUGGAAGCUUUGGAGAAGCCUUGUCUAAGCAUGAAGAGAAUUUGAAGAUCAAGGGGGAGAAGCUGCGGAAGUGGAGGGAGGCUCUGACUCAAGUCGCUAAUUUAUCUGGUUUGCAUUCCCUGAAUAAGUAA